GCGGGGCCGGCAUCCCGGCCGCGGCGGGCCAUGGAGGGUCGCGCCCCGGGUCGUGGGCCGCCGCGCGAGGGGUCGGCGGAGGACGAGGCCGAACUCCCCGGAGCAGCGUGGAGCGGGGACAGCGGCAAUGUGUCCCAGAGCCACAGCAGCGCCUCGGGGCCGUGGGAGGACGAGGCGUCGGAGCUGGGCGCGCCGGGCCGCGAUCUGCCGCUGCUGCGCCGCGCCGCCGCGGGCUACGCCGCCUGCCUGCUGCCGGGAGCCGGGGAGCGGCCCGAGGUCGAGGCCCUGGACUCCAGCCUGGAGGACCUGCUCACCAGAGUGGACGAGUUCGUGGGCAUGCUGGACAUGCUGCGCGGGGACUCCUCCCACGUCGUCAGUGAGGGUGUGCCUCGCAUUUACGCGAAGGCCGCGGAGAUGCGGCGGGUCUACAGCAGGAUCGACCGGCUGGAGGCCUUCGUGGGGAUGAUCGGCGCCCGCGUGGCCAGGAUGGAGGAGCAGGUGGCCAGGGCGGAGGCCGAGCUGGGUGCUUUCCCCAGCGCCUUCAGGAAGCUGCUGCACACGAUCAGCGUGCCCUCCUUGUUCAGCAAGGCGCCCUCCGGCAGGCCCCAGCAGAGCGGCUACGAGCCGCCCGUCCUGUUUCGGACCGAAGACCACUUUCCCUGUUGCAGCGAGACACCUCAGAUCUGAGUCCGCCGGCCGGCCAGCGAGGGGACGCCGGCUGCGAGGGCCUGGGCUGCUGAGUCUGCCGGCGAGGCUGCUGGUAGACCUCCAUGAGGUUGGAGGACGGCGUGUUUGUCUUUUUGGCACACUUGUUUCCCACUGUCUGCAUGACCUCCCGUAAGGACGUGUGGCUUUCUGUCUCCAGUGCUGAACUGAGGGCUGGCUGCUUGGGGCGUCGGGGAACCUGAAUGCGUUUCUCUGUGCGCUGUGGCAGAUUUGUUGUUUUUAUGGGUUUUACAGCUCACCCAACAGUAUUACCUUUUCAGAGUUUCUAUAUUUUAUAUGAAGAAAAACUGCCCAACUUUCCCAGUCUUAUUAUUCGAUCCUAAUAGCGAUUCCAUUUUCUGUAGCUUUUAGGGUAGAUGGUAAGUUAUUUCACGUUAUAUUAUACUUUGCACAUCAUGGGUUGUAGAACGAAGGAAAUCAUACAAUUUCUGAGGAGAUGGAUUGAUUUAUUGCAAUUAAUUCCGAAGCUGUAUUUCCCAGUAGGCCCUCCGAAUCUUAAUUUGCCCACAGCAAACAUGUCUGUAAGUGGUUGCUAACAUUUAGUUUAUAAUUUAAAUAUUAAUAAAAAUUUUAAAUUUUAUUGGAAAAGCUUUUCUUCUGGAAAGGACUUUGCAUAUUUCUUUUUUUGUUUGAAAAUAGAUACAUUGCUCAUGAUUGUAGGGAUAAGAAGUGUCUUGGGAGUAACUCCUUUCGGAUGUGAAAAAGCUUAGCUACUAUUCCACAGAAUUUUGUUCCUCACCUCUCAAAGUCAAUAGUUAAGUCAUGUGUGUGAAUGACUGGUGUUGGGAUUUUUGUUCUUUUCACCCAACAGCAUGGAAUCCUAAAGAUGUCUUGCAGGUGCAGCAGGCUUUGAUCUUGAUUUGAAUCUUAAUCUAUUGUUAUUAAUUGAUGUUCCUAGGCAAUAGACCUCAAAUAAGCACCCAGCUUAGGUUUCUUUUGUGCCAUUUAUCGUGGAUCUUAGAGGCUAACGGAGUAUUCAUGUUCUCUCAUAGCUGUGUAUCAUAAGUCUGAUCAUGU
This is a messenger RNA of Enhydra lutris kenyoni (northern sea otter), 1743 nucleotides long. RefSeq names its product biogenesis of lysosomal organelles complex 1 subunit 4. Gene Ontology annotation, cellular component: BLOC-1 complex. NCBI's taxonomy places the organism in Eukaryota, Metazoa, Chordata, Mammalia, Carnivora, Mustelidae. The record is from RefSeq and is a predicted model, not a curated record. The transcript has a single exon. The coding region runs from base 31 to 687 and encodes 218 amino acids.